CAGAGAUAGUGCAAAGCCGGCGGUGCACAGCCAGGAGCACAAAUGAUCCGUGGGGAGUUACUGCAGGGAUAAGCCAGAUACCGAGUGCAUUUUGGAGCCUCUGUCUCUGCCAGAAAGUCCAGGUGGUGUUGAUGCAGUAGAAGGUUCUCCCUAUGUGCCUUGUAUUUUCUGCACAGAAUGCUAUGUCUUAGCAGAACAAAACCAGCUCCUGAAGCACAUGAUUAUUGAACACAAGCUCGUCAUAGCAGAUGUGAAACUGGUGGCAGAUUUUAGAAGCUACAUCCUGUACUGGAAGAGGAGGUUUGCAGAACAGCCCAUCACAGACUUUUGUAGUGUGAUAAGAACAAAUUCAAAAGCUCCACUAGAGGAACAGGACAAUUAUUUUCUUUUAUGUGAUGUUUUACCAGAAGACAGGUUACUUCGAGAACAGCUUCAGCAAAAGAGACUGAGAGAAAUUCUAGAACAGCAACAACAAGAGAGAUAUGACACAAGUUUUCAUAGUAUGUGUAUGUUCUGUGAUCAAGAAUUCACAGGAAACAGAUCUGUUCUUCUCAAUCAUAUGGCAAGAGAGCAUGCCUUUAACAUUGGGCUGCCAGAUAACAUUGUGAACUGCUAUGAGUUUUUGGCUGUAUUGCAGGGAAAGCUUGACAACUUGCAGUGUUUAUACUGUGAAAAAGUCUUCAGAGACAAAAACACACUUAAAGAUCACAUGAGAAAGAAGCAGCAUCGCAGAAUCAAUGCCAAAAAUAAAGAAUAUGACAAAUUCUAUAUCAUUAAUUACUUGGAAUUUGGAAAGUCCUGGGAGGAAGUGCAGUCAGAGGAUGACCGGGAAUUACUCGAUAGCCUAGAAGAAGAUUGGUCUGACUGGGAAGAGCAUCCUGUAUGUGCAGUUUGCCUGUUUUGUGAACAGCAAGCAGACACCACAGAAAAACUCUAUCUUCACAUGCAGAAAUCACAUGGAUUUCACUUUCCUAAAAUAAAGUCAGAGCAUGGUCUGAACUUCUAUCAGCAAGUAAAGCUAGUGAAUUUCAUCAGAAGAGAAGUCCAUCAUUGUCGUUGUUACAACUGCCAGGAGAAAUUUGAAUCCAAAGGAGGAUUGAUAAGUCAUAUGGAAGAGACCAAACACAUUGCAUUCCUGCCAGCCAGGUCUACAUGGGAUCAACCACAGUAUUAUUUUCCUACCUAUGAAAAUGAUACACUCCUGUGUACGCUGUCAGACAGUGAAGAUGCAAAAGCUGAGGAUCAAAGUGAAGGAGUGCCUGUUCUAAGUGAAGACAUAUCCAGUCUAAAAGCUCUCAAACAGAGCAGUGUUUUAAACCAGCUUCUGUGGAAAGAGAACAAGAAUCAGGAGAAAUUUUGAUUUGGAACUACAGUGGCUGUCCUUUAGUGGUUUUUCUGCAAGAUGAAAAAAACCUUUCAAGACUAUUGGAAUACAGUUAAACUCACAAAUGUUAUCAUCAUGGGAUAUUAUGAUAACAUUAUAUAGCAUAAAUGAUAACAUUAUAUGACAUAAAUAUUAAAGAAUGAAUCCUAAAUAAAAAUUUAAGUGUUAACUUUGUUGGUGUAUCUUCCUUUAAAUUUUAGCUUUAUUUUAAAAUUGAAUGCUUGAUUUUCUGCUAGGAUCUUCAAAUACCCUUAGUGUGUUAGUGUUAUUUACAAUUUUUUCAUCUUUUUUUAAUUUGUCCUGAAUGAAUCAGAAUAUGAGUUCUAUUUUAAGGCCACCUUGUGAAAGUUGAGAAGAACUGAGACGAUAUGUAAAGCCAGUGAGUAAAUCUUCUGUGUGCUUUUGCUGUUAGAGAGCAGACAGAAAAUACAAUUCUUGGUCACGUAUGUGGAGGAAAUCCUGCUCAUAUUUACCUUAAAACUUUUGGAAAAUAAAAAUGUCUGUAUAUCUUUAUUAUUCAUCAUCAGUUUUUAAGACACAUGGUGCCUGUUCUCACAA
Melospiza georgiana is the source of this 1942-nucleotide messenger RNA. RefSeq names its product zinc finger protein 277 (gene ZNF277). Lineage: Eukaryota; Metazoa; Chordata; Aves; Passeriformes; Passerellidae. The record is from RefSeq and is a predicted model, not a curated record. Bases 218 to 1360 code for a protein of 380 amino acids. The transcript has 12 exons.